This is a messenger RNA of Sphaerulina musiva SO2202, 1059 nucleotides long. RefSeq lists its product as uncharacterized. The transcript is spliced from 2 exons. The coding region runs from base 1 to 1059 and encodes 352 amino acids. The record is from RefSeq and is a predicted model, not a curated record. NCBI's taxonomy places the organism in Eukaryota, Fungi, Ascomycota, Dothideomycetes, Mycosphaerellales, Mycosphaerellaceae.
AUGCUGAGUGAUCGCAAUGCUGACAACAGAGAUGGCGGUGCAAGCCCACAGCUCCCUCAUUUGAAGCCUUCAACGAAGAUCACCACGGAAAAUCACCCUUUUGGCGAGCUGCUGCGUAGUGAAAGCCUGAAGCAGCAGGCUCAAGAGGAAGAUGAUGAUAUUGGACCAAAAUGCUCCCAGCUUAAGCUAGUAGGCCAGGCAGGCGUACUGCUCCUUCGGCCUGGCGAUAAGAACGAGGAGCUCAGCUUCGCUCCUCAAGAUCCGAUCGCGCUACAGGCUGAGCUCCGCCAAACUAGCCUGCGGACAGACUUUUUCUCCCGGGUGACAACAUCAACGGAAGAUGCUGCAAAGCUCGCUGAUAUUGCAAGUAUGGGUCAAUCGGGUUCAACGUCAAAAACCACACGGCCCUUUCUGGAAAUUCUCAUUCGAGAAAAUGCCACGGGACAACUUCUGAAGGUCGUCGUGCCAGCGGGAGAGGAGGGCCCUGAUAGGUCGAGAUACAGCGUCAAGACACGCGAGAGAGUUCUCGCUGAAGCGUGUCUUCACUACGUCGUCCACGUUUACGAUGCUCAGAUAUCGCUUGUGCAGCCUGGAACCAAGUACGCGAUAUCUCCCAUGGGCGCGAUCAACGACUUCAUCGCCUCCAUAAAUAGUGAUGGCGGUCCACCAUCUUUCCGAAUGCAAGUCCCAAGUGAAGUGUUCACAGUCCAUCAUGUGCUUGCAAAGCGAGUCGUUGAGAUUGUUGAUACCGAGAGACCAGGUAUGACAUUGACGCUCAGCGAAGUACAGGUCCUUGUUAAAGCACCUCUGGGCUCGCAGUCCUACAACUUUCGAGCUUCGGCAUGUUCGGCAAAGGAGAUGAUCGAGGCGCAAAGCUACUGGUGGGAGGUUUGUUGGGAGACGCAUGAUCUGAGCCGAGCCGACGAGCUGCAAGAGCGUGUCAAUGAUACGAUCAUGGAGAUGGACGACAUGGGAAUCAACAAUCGAGGAACUUCCGUUGUCUCAGAAGACUACCGCUCCGACGACGAGAUCGAGGUGCCCGCACAGCCAUUCUGGUAA